AUGAUUCACUCAGACAUCAGCGAAGCUCGCCUAGAGGUUGCCAAGAAGCUUGGCGCAGAUAUGAUAUUCAAGCCGUCCCGCAACGAAGAUCCGAAACAGGCUGGACUGGAACUCAGGACAGCUCUUGGUGAAGAGGCGGACCUGUGUGUUGAGUGCAGUGGGGCCAAGGGAACUGUGGACGCUUCCAUACAUGCGUGUCGGCCCGGAGGCAAGGUGAUGAUGGUCGGGUUCGGUGACAUGGCUAUGUACGCACACAUUGGGAUGGCGGCAGUGAGAGAGAUCGACAUACUGGGGGCCUUCGCUAACGUCAACAACUAUCCAGAAUGCAUCAAUCUGGUCGCUUCAGGGAAAGUAGACGUCAAGUCUGCGAUCUCCCACAGGCUGCCCCUGGAACAGGUCAAGGACGGAAUGGAGCUGAUCCGCAGAGGAGAGUCCACCAAGGUGGUCAUUGAUUGCUCGUAG
Molecule: messenger RNA, 462 nt
Organism: Aplysia californica (California sea hare)
Lineage: Eukaryota; Metazoa; Mollusca; Gastropoda; Aplysiida; Aplysiidae
Product: sorbitol dehydrogenase
Exons: 3
Coding region: 1-462 (153 amino acids)
Biological process (GO): D-sorbitol catabolic process
Molecular function (GO): L-iditol 2-dehydrogenase (NAD+) activity
Source: RefSeq, a predicted model, not a curated record